Messenger RNA from Castor canadensis (American beaver), 5304 nucleotides. RefSeq names its product potassium voltage-gated channel subfamily D member 2 (gene Kcnd2). Gene Ontology annotation, molecular function: A-type (transient outward) potassium channel activity; protein binding; voltage-gated monoatomic ion channel activity involved in regulation of postsynaptic membrane potential. NCBI's taxonomy places the organism in Eukaryota, Metazoa, Chordata, Mammalia, Rodentia, Castoridae. Gene Ontology annotation, biological process: potassium ion transmembrane transport; protein homooligomerization; action potential. Gene Ontology annotation, cellular component: postsynaptic membrane; voltage-gated potassium channel complex; dendritic spine. The record is from RefSeq and is a predicted model, not a curated record.
CGGCUGCUCGCGAGCUGCUGCCGCUCCUUUUCCUUUCCUUUUUUCCUUUUCCUUUUCCGGGUGCACGGCGAGGAGAAAGUCUCUAUGCAACUCAGCCCCGGCGCGCACUUCACCAGGUAUGUACCUCGGGCAAGGCGCCUUCUGCGCGGAGGCAGAUGCUGCAGCCGCCACGGCGGCGGCGGCUGCCAGCUCCCGGGCUCUGUAACUGUCACACUGCACCUGAGCUGAACUUGAGAGUGAAGGGGCGAUUGGGCGAACGCUUUUGGCAGGCACAUACGGUGUUUGUAGACGUGGAGGAGGAGGAUCUACAUUAACGCCUCCCACCGAGCCCACCGCACAUCACCUCCAUCUCUGCACAUACUGGAGGAGUAGAGCGCCAACCCGACUCCCAGAGACGUGGGGCAGCCGGCUGUGACCGCAUCUGCGAAGCUACAACAGGUCAUCUUUUGGAGACUCCUUUGGCGGGAAGGGCUACUCGGAAAGAGAAGGUUUGAAAGAACAAAAAGGUAAGGUGACAGAGUUCCCUUACUCCUCAGAAUAGCACUGGGUAACUUCUCUUCCUUUUCUCUCUCCUGCUGUACAUACUGACCCCUUAUUAUCCAUACUGUCACGGGAGAAAUCAAAGACACCUGUUUGAAGAAACUGCUGCCUUUAAAGUCACCUGUGUGUUUAGUUGCACCAGGAGGUGGCCUGGUCCAACUUCUGGUGGAGGUUUGGUUAGAUUUUAUUGAGGAAAAUUGUUAAGACUUUUUUUGUUGUUGUUAUUCCAAAUACCUGACUGUGAAGGAAACUUGACCUCCUGAAAACUGACUUCAGUAGGAGCCCUACCUUUGAAAAAAGGGUAGUAUCUAUGAGCUACCUUUCCCGGCAUUUUGUUUGCUAUUUUGUUUGACUUGAGGAAGUGGUUAAGUUGCUGUUUGGUUGACAACUGUAGCAGUCUGAUCACCCUUGUUGUCUCCACUUCAAGAAAAUAUGGCGGCUGGUGUAGCAGCAUGGCUGCCCUUUGCAAGGGCAGCGGCCAUUGGGUGGAUGCCUGUGGCCUCAGGGCCUAUGCCAGCUCCUCCAAGACAGGAGAGGAAAAGGACUCAGGAUGCUCUGAUUGUGCUGAAUGUGAGUGGCACCCGUUUCCAGACAUGGCAGGAUACCCUGGAAAGGUACCCAGACACUCUGCUGGGUAGCUCUGAGAGGGACUUUUUCUACCACCCAGAGACCCAACAGUAUUUCUUUGACCGUGACCCUGACAUCUUCCGUCACAUCCUGAAUUUCUACCGCACUGGGAAGCUCCACUAUCCCCGCCAUGAGUGCAUCUCUGCAUAUGAUGAAGAAUUGGCCUUCUUUGGCCUCAUCCCAGAAAUUAUUGGCGACUGCUGUUAUGAGGAGUACAAGGACCGCAGACGGGAGAACGCAGAGCGUCUGCAGGAUGAUGCUGAUACUGACAACACGGGAGAGAGUGCCCUGCCAACCAUGACUGCUCGGCAGAGGGUGUGGAGGGCCUUUGAGAACCCCCAUACCAGCACCAUGGCGUUGGUCUUCUAUUAUGUUACGGGGUUCUUCAUUGCCGUUUCAGUCAUUGCCAAUGUGGUCGAAACAGUGCCAUGUGGGUCUAGCCCAGGGCACAUUAAAGAACUGCCUUGUGGAGAGCGGUACGCGGUGGCCUUCUUCUGCUUGGAUACUGCGUGUGUCAUGAUCUUCACUGUUGAGUACUUGCUUCGCCUGGCUGCAGCACCUAGUCGUUACCGUUUUGUGCGUAGUGUCAUGAGUAUUAUAGACGUGGUGGCCAUCCUGCCUUAUUACAUUGGGCUGGUGAUGACAGACAAUGAGGAUGUCAGCGGAGCCUUUGUCACACUCCGAGUGUUUCGAGUCUUCAGAAUCUUUAAAUUUUCCCGCCACUCUCAAGGCCUGCGCAUCCUGGGGUACACACUGAAGAGCUGUGCCUCAGAAUUGGGCUUCUUGCUCUUUUCGCUCACCAUGGCUAUCAUCAUUUUCGCAACAGUUAUGUUCUACGCAGAGAAAGGGUCUUCAGCCAGUAAGUUCACCAGCAUCCCAGCAGCCUUUUGGUACACCAUCGUCACCAUGACAACACUAGGGUAUGGUGACAUGGUACCAAAAACUAUAGCAGGGAAGAUCUUUGGUUCCAUCUGCUCGCUAAGUGGGGUAUUGGUCAUUGCUUUACCUGUUCCAGUGAUCGUAUCCAACUUCAGUCGGAUCUACCACCAAAACCAACGAGCAGACAAACGAAGGGCACAAAAGAAAGCCAGGCUGGCCAGGAUCCGGGCUGCCAAAAGUGGCAGUGCCAAUGCUUACAUGCAGAGCAAACGGAACGGGUUACUCAGCAACCAGCUGCAGUCCUCGGAGGAUGAGCAGGCCUUUGUGAGCAAGUCUGGCUCCAGCUUUGAAACCCAGCACCACCACCUGCUUCACUGCUUGGAGAAAACCACGAAUCAUGAAUUUGUGGAUGAACAAGUUUUCGAAGAAAGCUGCAUGGAAGUUGCAACUGUCAAUCGUCCUUCAAGUCACAGUCCCUCGCUCUCUUCACAAGGAGUCACCAGCACUUGCUGUUCACGACGACACAAAAAAAGUUUCCGCAUCCCAAAUGCCAAUGUUUCAGGAAGUCAUCGAGGCAGUGUGCAAGAACUCAGUACAAUUCAGAUCAGAUGUGUGGAGAGAGCACCGCUUUCUAACAGCCGAUCCAGCUUAAAUGCCAAAAUGGAAGAGUGUGUCAAACUAAACUGUGAACAACCAUAUGUGACUACAGCAAUAAUAAGCAUCCCAACACCUCCAGUAACCACACCAGAAGGCGAUGACAGGCCAGAAUCUCCUGAGUACGCAGGAGGAAAUAUUGUCAGAGUGUCUGCUUUGUAAGACAAUUGGAAUAGUUUUAAGAGCAUUUGAGCCCUGGCUAUGGAAAGAAUCUCAAUGUAGAAGAAAGAAAAAACAAUAAACCUUCUGCAGAUUGAGAAAGCAAAGCAAGAAGGUUGGUAAUGAAAAAAAAAAUUAAAACUUCCAGACUUGAGGAUGUGAAUAAAACCACCAAAUGGCAUUUCUAGACAGUUUGACCUGUAAACAGAGGGAUAUUCUGUGGCCCUUUGACUUUGUGAAUGAGCACAAUGAAAUGCCGUCUACUGAUGCUUAUGAUCAGAACUCUUUUUUAAUAAAAAAAUAAAAUAAAUCUUUGAACAUAAUGUUCCAGUUGAAUGCAAAACAAAAAAUAUGGAAAACAUUUUGAUAAAAAUUUUUCCUGUUAAAACCAUGAACAUUGGCUGUGAUGAAGAUUAUUACAUAUGAAAAAAACUCAAAUGACCCAUUUGUAUUGACUGGAGGAAACCAUCCUAAUGCAUGCUAGAAUUCUUUGGAGCAGUGAUCUCAGUUUCCUUAUGUUGUCUUCAGACUAGGCAUGAUAAAUUAUAAAUGUAGAAGGGGGAAAUUUCUGUGCACUUACAAGCUGAUUGUUCCUGUUCCAUGGUGGGGUGUGCAAAUAAACUCCUUUUAGAACUGCAGUAUUUCUCAUGGGGAUACUCAUAAAUAACUCUAAAGUGUUCAGAUAGUUCAGUAUUAGUUAUCAUUUCACCUUGCACUUAGUCACUGUUACAACUGCAAUAAUUCAUUGUACACUUGUCAUAUCAGGAUUCAAAAUUUUUUUUGUUGGACUUUCCAGACCUUCAUAGAUACAAUAAGACCCACAUUAUAGGCAAACUUCUAGUGUGGCCAGGUUUUAGGUGACAUUUUAAUCCAGAACUAUUGUGUCAUUGACGUUCUUCAGUAUUAUUCUUUUGUCUACUGUAUUUCUGUGUUCCUGUAUUUUUAUGGCACCUUUCUAUUGGGUUUAUCAUCAUCAAGGGGACUAGCGUUUACUGUAGUUCAAAUAACUUUCCCACUUUUGUAUUCCCCAACAAGUUAUCUUGUAAGUAGCUUGUCAUCAAUCCCCUUGUCAAAAACUAGAGAAAAGGAGUUGACACCUAUGAAAUAUCUUUGCUGGUUAUGGAAAAGCCCAGACACUGGAAAUAUCAGUGUGUGUUUCAGGAAAAGAGUUGACUGGGACUAAAAUCACAGGAUCAUUGAUCUCAGAAUCUUGCUUGAUGUAUUAUUUAUUUUGUUUUAGAUCUUGAAUACAUUUUGAGAAUAACUAAUGUGAAUUGAGAUGCAGAGAUAAACUGGAGUGCUUCAUGUAGCAAUAUUUGAUGAAAGCAUGCUUUCAACGCCAUUCAGGAAGGCAGCACCAAUUCAUCUCAGACAAUUUCUUGUGUGUUGCAAGGUGCAAUGUUCUCCACUAAAUCUGGAGAAUAGGAGUUUGAUGAUGCAAACUUGACCUCUGUGUACACUUAAGUGAAAAGUCUUUAUAUCUUUUCACCCUUAAACUAUAUCAGCAGACAUUUCUGCACGUGACAGUGUAAAAAAAGUUCUAUGUCAAAUAAAAAGUUUUGUUCAUUCAAAGCCAUCACUGUAAGGAAGGAAGCUUAGUUUCUGUAGAAAGAAAGAGUUAGUAAUUAUCUCUCUAAUACAGAGAUUUUAAAAUGCUUAUCCUAACUUAUCAUAAGAAGGAAUUAAUCCAACCAUUUUCAAGUAAAUCCAGAAAUUCUUGCUUCCCAUUUCUAGAAUAGCCUCCAGAACAGUGCUAUGCACACAGUAGACCUUACUAAACAUUUGCUGAGUAAAAGUAAAAUAAACUCAGCUGUGUCUUGGGAAGAACUGGCUUUAUUCCUAGUGUAUCUUCUAAAAAGUUACUAAUAUUCCAGGACGUGAAUAUUAACAAUUAUAUUAACAUCUGCCUCUUGUCACUUUAUGCUUCUCGUAGAGCAAAUAUAUAGUGAAACCUCUUUGAUGGCAUUUACUGAAAAUCUUUUCUAAAAGUAGGCUAAGGAAACUACAACCAGGAAUAAUUAACACCUUUUGAUUCCCAAUAAGAGGUUCUAUUUUCAUGUUCUUAAUAUUGCAUAAAAGAAAGUGCAUUUAGGUUAUUUUGUUUGACAGUUCUGCCACCUGCUUUGACUUAUCAUUUAUCCAAAAUUAUUAAUUUCUUUAGACUUUUGGAGAAGAAAAAAAACUUUUUGAUGUUUUAGGUGAUUUAAAAAUACACUGUGUUGGUGGUGAAUGACUAUUGAUGACUGUGUUAAGUGCAUCUGUAUUGUAAGUGAAAUGUAAUUAUUUCUGUGUAUCAUAUGGAGUAACUAAGGUCAUUGUUAUUUGACAAUUUUGUUUGAAAUUCAUGUAUCUUAUUUCAAAGGAUAGCAUAAUAUCUGCAUUAUGCUGGAAAAAAUAGACCUUUGGAGAAUACUUAAAUAAAACAUGUGCAUGCUUGAACAGGAC